Messenger RNA from Aspergillus niger, 429 nucleotides. RefSeq lists its product as uncharacterized. The transcript has 2 exons. NCBI's taxonomy places the organism in Eukaryota, Fungi, Ascomycota, Eurotiomycetes, Eurotiales, Aspergillaceae. Bases 1 to 429 code for a protein of 142 amino acids. Gene Ontology annotation, molecular function: peroxiredoxin activity. The record is from RefSeq and is a predicted model, not a curated record.
AUGACCAAAAAAGUCGAGGUUGACCAGCUCCACGAAACUCUCUUCGAGGAGGGUAUCAAAUUACGCCGCGCCGUCGUCGGCGAUACCUACGUCGAUAGAGCUUUAGCUCAAGGAUCCAGCGACUUUUCGCGUCCUGGCCAGGAAUUAAUCACAGAAUGGUGCUGGGGUCAUAUUUGGACUAGACCGGGACUUGAGCGGAAGCAACGAAGCCUGUUGAAUCUGGGUAUGUUGAUUGCGUUGAAAGCCUGGCCGGAAUUGGCUCUUCAUACUCGCGGCGCUAUCAUCAACGGCCUUACCGAGAAGGAGAUUAGCGAGGCUGUUUUGCAGGCCACUGUUUACUGUGGCGCCCCUACUGGGAUUGAAGCAACCAAGGUUACGGAGAGGGCUAUCAAUGAGAUGAUUGCGAAUGGGGAGUACAAGCGCUCAUAA